Penicillium subrubescens is the source of this 555-nucleotide messenger RNA. Its product is annotated as U6 snRNA-associated Sm-like protein LSm1. Gene Ontology annotation, biological process: deadenylation-dependent decapping of nuclear-transcribed mRNA. Lineage: Eukaryota; Fungi; Ascomycota; Eurotiomycetes; Eurotiales; Aspergillaceae. Gene Ontology annotation, cellular component: P-body; Lsm1-7-Pat1 complex. Bases 1 to 555 code for a protein of 184 amino acids. The transcript has 4 exons. Gene Ontology annotation, molecular function: RNA cap binding. The record is from RefSeq and is a predicted model, not a curated record.
AUGGAGCGGCUAUCUUUAAACGAGACUGCUGGCAACGCACAGCAGCAGCAGCAGCAGCCACAGUCGCAACAGCAACAACAUAGACAACCACAGCAGAAUGCGCUUGGCCCCUCAGCUCCGACGACCCAGUCCGGUCCCCCACAACUUCCUCCUCAGAUGUUCACAACCGCCGCACAACUCUUGGACUUGACAGAUAAAAAGCUCGUUUUGGUCCUCCGCGACGGGAGGAAACUGAUUGGUGUUUUGCGAAGCUGGGAUCAAUUCGCGAACCUUGUUCUUCAGGAUACCAUUGAGCGAAUCUACGCUGGAAAGCUUUACGCUGAUGUCCCGCGCGGCAUCUUCCUCGUGCGCGGCGAGAAUGUUCUUCUUUUGGGAGAAGUGGACCUCGACCGUGAGGACGAUAUCCCUACUACCGUGACCAAGGCCCCAUUCGAGGAAGUCUUCGAAUUGAAGAAGAAGGAAGACAGCAAGCGCAAGCAGGGAGAUAAGAAGCGACACUCCGAGCUCCAGGCACUUGGAUUCGAGCCUGAGCAUAGUGGUGAGAUCUUGUUCUAA